AUGACCGCAACACAAUUCAUCAAGGAUAUCAACUGUGACAUCGGCCGCCUUAACGCUGCAGCAGUAAAGAGCUACUGCUUUCUGCUCGCACUUGCUCCGCUGCUCGCCGCCGCUCGCACCUAUGAUCCGAAGUAUUGCGACCUCAAGCUUAUACGAGGACUUGAAACUGAGGAAUAUAUUGAUUUUAAUAUAAUCACUCCUGAUGGCCUUGUUAACAUUGAUGAUAAAUGCAGCCGAGCAGGAAGAGAGUUGGUGGGCGAGGAUGUCGCCGUGUGCAAUUACCCAUUUUCUAAGCCCAUAAUUAGUACGCUUGUUGGCGCCGAUAAUCAGUUCAAGACAGUGAGCAUAGACUGUCCGAGUGGUAUCCCUGGGUGCUCGCACCUCAAUGUAAACGUGAGGCAGUAUUGCAAAAUGGUGACACCGCCUGUUACUGUACGGGCAUUGCAAUGAUGCAAGUUGGUAAUAUUAUUAUAUAUGGUAAUUCAUUUAUAAGUAUAUUAUAUUAUAUACAAUAUAUGUCACUGGAUUACAUACA
Molecule: messenger RNA, 535 nt
Organism: Cydia fagiglandana
Lineage: Eukaryota; Metazoa; Arthropoda; Insecta; Lepidoptera; Tortricidae
Exons: 4
Coding region: 1-450 (149 amino acids)
Source: RefSeq, a predicted model, not a curated record